UGCAGCUCCCCUGCCAGCAUUUCCCAUCUCCUUUGUGACUGAUGUCAGGGCUGGGAUCAGCUAUUGAUGGUUCCCAGAGCUUGGACCUGAGCUCAGUCCAUUGAAGAGGUGUUUCUGUCUCAAGAAACUGAAGCGUGGCUGCAGCAGACGGUCCACCAGAUGCUCAGACCUCCUGAGUGACCCCUGGGCCACAUCUCCUUGGAGUAAAUGCCAUUUGGAUUCCAAGUCUUUAGACGAGCCCCUGAGAGGUGGAUACUUCUUUGCUGCUGCUACCUGCUCCCUUUGAGAUUUCCAGGGCAGAGAUGAGGGAGGAAGCUUGUGCCUGGAGUCCCUGCAGAGCCCAUAAUGUUUCAGGUGAGAGAUCAGGCUCUUGCUGGGCUCAUGCAUCCUCCAGAGUUGCUUAUUCAGUUCCUGCAGCAGAGCCAAUUCUGCCCCUGCCGAGGCCCGUGCUUGUCCAGCCGUGGGGUUUGCAGAAGGUGCACUUGGCCUGUGAAAUCUUUAUUAUGGAUCAGGAGAAAAAGAGCUCCGGUCGGCUGUUCCACCGCAGGGUGCGUAUGCACAACUGGAAAGGUUUGCUUUAAAACUGAGCAUGUUUUAAUCCUGGACGUACCCAUAUGUGGGCCCUCACCCACAUCCAGGCCAUGGGUCUAAUUCUCUUCCAGGGAAAAUAGUACAUGAUACAAAGAUUGGGGUGGAAAGGCUGAGCUGCCCUUGGAGGAAUUGCCAGUGAUGGGGACUGCUGGGGAAUAUCGGGGGGCAGAAACCACUGUGUUUGCUUUGACUGCAGGGGGGCAUUCCCAGCGCCCCUUAAAGUGCAGGGGUAUCAGAUGCAGUGCAGCCGCACAUGAGAGGCCUCUGAACAAUUUCCUGCACCUGAAAGGAGUUGCUCUCGCCAAGCAACUCCUGCGCUGUCGCCUCAAAUCCCAAGCAGUAGUGAGGACUUGAAGUCUGGUGUACAGCUACUGGAACCCAAAUGCGACGCCGCUGUCAUGUGUAGCCAGCCACGAGACGGCAAAUAAGCAGUGCAAUGGGGUGGAGAGCAUCUUUUCCUGCUGCAUUUGAAGACUUGGUGGCUAUCCAGGCACUGCUAUGCACGUGACCCACACAUCAUGGUGCAGAUGGAUUGGAAUCCGGAUCCAGAACCUUCUUCAGUUGUGCAAAAACUAGAAUGUGGCUUUGGCUGUCCAUCGGUGCUUGGUUUAGGACAUGGGAAGUGCUCCAUAUUGGUACACGGGACAUGCAAGCUGACACACAAAGCUCUUUUCUUCUGCUGGCAUCCAUUCUGUUUUGGGGGGGUCUCGAGCCUCUGGCACCAAGUGACCCAGGUGGAGGCCACACUUGGCUCAGCUUUGGUCUUGACCGGUUUGGGUUCUGAUCCAGUUUCACUCUGGGAUGCACGGCACGUGGAUUUUCAUGGCUGUUCUUUGUACCCAACUGACCUAAAGGUGAGAGGAACUAUUUUGCAGAGCACCGUUUAAGAACUAAAUUAGUGAUAAAGGAGAAGGGGGCAGCAAUGGGUAAAGCUGCUGCUUGACAGAUAUCAGGUACCCAAAGUCAUGGUGAGUAGUUGCUUGGGUUCAGGAGGCUAUCGAGUCUUGCUGCAGAGGGGAACAAAGGAUUGCAAGGAAUUCGUACGCUAUGUGACCUUCCUUCCCAACGCAUGCGGCACCUUCCUAUUUUUGGUGUGUGGGUUGACAUAUAAGUCUCCUGCUCCCAUCGGGACUAGAGAGAAGUGAUCAACCCAGUCUUCACGGCCCUGCGAGCUCCUUCAGUGCAUGGGGAUGGGUAUAUAUGAAGACAAAGGGGAACAGCUUGACUUGCAGGCAAAAAGGGUUAUCCAGGAGGCCGAGUCCAGAGCUUCUGAGACAAGCAAGCAGCUUGAGCUUGUUUUUGCUGCUGGUUUAUUUUCAAGCACGAUGAUACAACUGCCCCCGCAAUAACUGGUCAUUAAGCACCGUCCGGAGUCUGCAAGCCUCUCGGAUGCCUGGAGUUCUCAAAAUGGUGCGUGCAGUGACUCGGUAUAAUGGUGAUGGGUAGAUGCGGGGCAUAAGAUAGCAACAGAGAGCUGGUUUAAGUGUUGGGGGGAUGUGUAUAGAUAUGCACAUACACACACUUUAUAUUUCUCAGCCAAUUAAGUUCCCCAUACUGAAGCCCAAGGGAUAGAUGUGGGGAAUAGGGAGCCCCAAGUUCUGGUCCCAGGUUUUCUCCUGUCAUUCUGCAUCUCCUGAAGCAAGUUACUUCAUUUCCCUGGGCCUGUUUCCAGCCUAUGCAGAACUGGUACAGUAACCGUUUCCUGCCUCGGCAGGGGAGCUCUGAGAGUUACUCAGUGGUGGCAAAGGGCUCUGAGCUGCUCUCUUCUCAGCCGUCCCUGAUUGCAUUUCGUCCCGCUUAUCCUUCUGCGCUUGUGCUAUGUUUCAUCUUUUCAGUGGGAGGCUGGCACCACAGGGACGCCGUCAGCGGGGUGGAACGUUAUAACCCCCUCCAGCAUGAAUGGAAAGUGCUGGGCUCUGUCUCUCGACCGCACCGUGGGGCAGGAGUGGCUUCUCUGAAAAACUGCAUCUAUGCCGUCGGGGGCUUUGAUGGCACGACGUGUCUCAGCAGCGUGGAGAGGUAUGACCCCAAAGUGAAUGAAUGGAGCUGUGAUGUGGCCCCGCUGCGGGAAAGCAAGCGAGAUGUGGGAUUGGCAGAGCUGGGCGGUUACCUCUACUGUGUAGGCGGUCACGAUGGAUUGCUUUGCCUUAGCACGGUGGAAAGGUACGAUCCGAGCGAGGACAGGUGGUGCAAGGUGGCCCCCAUGGCCAGCCGCCGGAUGGGCUUAGGUGUGGCAGUGCUCGAUGGCUACCUCUAUGCUGUGGGUGGCUCAGAUGGGCAGUCUCCGCUCUAUUCAGUGGAACGAUAUGAUCCCAUCGAGGACACGUGGUCCCCUUGCCCUCCUCUGGGGACGUGCAGGGAAGACCUUGGCUGCGCGACCUUCGGAGGGAAGAUCUAUGCGGUGGGGGGCCGGGACGACCUCACGGAGCUCUGCAGCGUUGAGCGGUUUGAUCCAGUCUCGAACAAAUGGUCCCCUGCGAUGCCCAUGCAGUCGAAGAGGAAUAAGGUGAAAGCUGCUGUCGCCAACGGGUACUUACUGGCUGUCGGGGGCUUCGAUGGCAUUGUGCAUGUGACCACCGUAGAAGCAUUUGACCCGGACAUCAACAGGUGGAGGCUCUUUGGAAACACCCAGAGCUGUCACCCUGGUGGGGGUGUGGCUGUGCUGAACGUGACCCCCUAGGACCUGAGGACUUCCUAGUCACUGCCCGGUGCAGCUAAUGUGGUUUUGUGGGUCGGUAGUUUAGACAAGGGAGAGGACCAGAGUAGCAGGGAGUAGGUAAGCUGGGGGAGGAGGAUGUCAUUGCAUUCAUGAUGGAGACCGAGCUCUCGGGCAGCCUUGCUGGGUGCAACUCUGUUCUGCUCCAGGGGGUUUGGGCAGGGGCUCCCCUUGCUCUGCAUGUCUCAGCCCGCAGUGAACAGGCUUGUGCCCUGAUCCUUGGGCUGGGGGUGGUGGGGUUGGGGCUGUCUCCAUUACGAAGUGUCUGUGUCCCGUGUGUAGCUAGUCUGUUGGCAGGACAGUCACAUGGGUGGCACUCUGGGCUGGGCAGGAAGAUUCGGGGUUAGGUUCCUGCUUGCCACAACUCUUGCGUACGACUGCAAGCACGUGUCACUCUUCGGUACGUAGAGACCUGGAUCUGGACUUGGCCAUCUGCCUGCUACUGUGGUGCCAUUAAUAAAGGCAGCCCACGGCUGUUCAUGACUCUCGCUAGACUCGUCUUCUGUUGGGUCCUGCUGAGAAAUGGCUGCAUUGACCCGGUGUAGUUAUUUCACACGCUUUGUUUCUCGGCGGGGUUUGGAUUCCUCUAGGCUCUGAUUCCUGGAUGGUAAAAGGGGGGAAGGGGUCAAGUGGGGGGGAUGCGACUGCUGUUUUGCCAUCUCUGUCUGCCAGUGGGGCAGAGAGAUGAAAUGUAGCAGGGGGAAGGUCUAUCCCAGCAGCCUUAGCAUGGAGGGGCGGGUGGCACUGCCAGAGAUGGAGGCUCUUCCUACAGACAACCUGUACCUGUCGCGGGGUCACUUCAGCAGAAAUCCCCAGCUAAUGGCAUGAUACAAGCAGCCGCCCGGGCCCGGACAGCGACUGAAGGAAUAAAUCAUCCACUGUUUGCUCUUCGGAGCAAGGACCCUCCUCUUCUCCUCCUCUCCCUUCUCUCCCCCUUCCUUCGUGGGCACCCUGCAGGUAGUUGCAUCUCUUGAAACUCGCAUUGCAAAGCAUGAGCAGGUAGACACAAAAGGUAAAUCCUGGGGUCAAGGCAGCUGGGUGGAAAGUGCAGCACUGUUUUGUCCUGGCUGGGAGCAGCAUUGCUGGCCUCUGCAAGGAAAGCUGCAGCCUUCAUCGCCGCCUAACGGGAGGGCUCUGUGCUGCUGCUGGUAUUGGAGGCAAAUUCCCUGCCUUCUCCGGCACACCCGGGUGGGUUGACAGCGCGCCCCUUCCCCGUCCAACACGGGGGAGCUCUGCAGACCAGCGGCAGCCUUUCAUAGUUUCAUAGCCCCUUUGUGAGGUGGGCUCCUUCACUGCAGAAGGACAAAGCAAGCUGGUCUGUUGGGGUUCGUUUGCCAGGAAACCUGCCCAGGAAUGAAUUACACCCUAAUCAUUUGAGGAUAACGCAGCCAUCCCCAUCUGAAUAUUUAUUCAGCCCCGUAGAACCGAGGCAUGCUAGGAAUCUGCAUUUCCAACGGCAGUAAUUACCUCCCCAGAAAAGGCCUGUCUUUCAUUCCUGCCUCUGACUCAUCUCCAGAGCUGCCUCCCAUGGAUUUAUUUAUUGCUCUUCCUGUCCGCAGAAACAAAAUCUACCCUUCACCGCCGCCUUGCAUGAGGCCCCGGCUCGUUUGACAGCCCUGGGGAGGGCGGUGACCCGCUUGUUUUAACUCGAGGGAAGCUGUGCCUUUGCUGUGUUACAACAACAGCCCUCUCCAGCUUCAAAGUGCUCUGCAAAGCUCCUUGGGUCUUGACCUUUCUCAGAAAGCCGCAGGCCGGCUCCUCCAGGGACGAGCAGCGUUUGGCAGGAGCGCUGUGACCUGCGUCUGCUUUGUGCUCUCGUGAGUUGUGUUUCCAAGGUGGGCAGCUCGCCUGCUUCUUCCCAACAAGCCAGGGGAGCAGGGCUGCAUCUGCCAUCCCAGUUCUCUGUUUGCUCCAUGCACCAGUCCCGUAAAGACAGGUUCGGGCAUCCGUGUGUGUUUUGUUGUCUCGGGCAAGGUAUUUUGCCGGCGUAUAGUCAUGAACAGCGGAGUUUGGUCUUUGGGAGGCUGCUUACCUCCUGACCUCACUGGGACCCCCGGCUCUGCAAAGGUAUGUUUGAAACCCCAGCCAGGUGGGUUUCUGUUCCCAGCUGCAGCACUUGGAUAGUGCACUAUUAUUACACACAGGAGCCAAACCUCAGGCACAGUUUGCAGAGGAGGGGGGAAAAAAAGCAGACGCGGAGAACUCACCUCUGUGCUGGAGGAAGGGCCAACUUGGCCCACGGUAUAAAAGCUGGCCUGGUUUGUCCCCUUACUAUAGGAGUGCCCUGGCUGUAGUGGGCAUGGCACAGAAUUGGCUAAACGGGCAUUAUACCUGCUGGGGAGCCCCCUGCUCCCCACCAGUGUGGUCAUUUUUAAUAUAAUAUGAUGCUUCAAUAUAUCUUCAGACCCUCCUGGUCGUACCGCUGCCAUGCAAAAAAAGCUGGAGGCAGAUGCCAGUCUCCACCAUGUUGGUUUGAAUCCAGAGGGACUGAUUUGAAAGGAUUUUUAUUCCAUAACUGGACCCUGGCUCCAAGGCCUUCAGGGAGCACCUCACCGGGGCUCGCCUUGCUUAUCUGUGCAGGGCAGGGCAGGGAUUCUGCUUUGUGUUUCUGGCCUUAAAGCACAUUCCCACUCUGCUGGGAGCCCUUGCGGUUGUUGGAGGGCCAGCUCCCCCACUGCUUUCUAGGAGAAAGGAAGUACAGCAGCAAGAAGACUCUGGCCUCUCACUUCCAGGGGCUUGAAUUUCACUCGCCGUCGUGGGGGUGCAGAGGGCAGAGAGCUCCAGCUGCAGCGUCUCGCUUUUUCUCAUACAGCAUCAGUUUAAAGAUGCUUAGAGCUCAGGAAGGGCAGCUUCCCCAGAUAAGACUGCAUGGGACAUAACCUCACACGCUGAGCGUGGUAUUGCCGUUUUGCUCUGGGACUAUCCGUGCACCGGGGGCAGGUGUUCCCCUAGGUCCCUGCCUGGUUGGAUGGGAGCAAGUCCUCUUCCUCGGUGAAUUCAGGGGGCCCCGUACUUAGGGGAGAGAGCUCUGCCUGCAGCAGAAGGGGAAACAGCAUAAACUUGGGGUUGGUUGUGGAAGCAAGAGCCCGGGCUUUUCCUAAGCCCUUCACUGGAAGACUUGCUGCAAGAGGCAGCUCAGAGGAGCUGGGGAGUAAAAGCUAACUGAGACUGGCACCACCAGCGCGCUGCCAGCGAGGGAAUCCCGUAGACAGCCCCGUGGGUUAUUCGCCCCAUUUGCACUGAACGCUUUCAAAAAUAUAUCAUCCUACCGUGAAUAAGGUAAUAGUGUAAUGAGCCGCAGCUGUACAUAGCACAGAUCCCAAUGCCGUCAGCUGGCUGCACGUGCACUCGCUCCGAGCCUGGGUUUUCCAAUCGGGGCUCUCUACGCCGGGCAAGAUGCAGCCAAGCCAAGCGAUACCACUGAGCAGGCCAGACGCCUUCCUCCCACUAGAGGACAGCAAUGUCCUUAUGCACGAGCCACUUCCGUGAGCCUCUGCCUCCGGGUUCAGCUAAGAGUCUGGAAGUGAAUGCCUGGGAGAUUUGCAAAACGCAAUUUUAUUUUUGUGGCACUGAAACCCCCUCCCCACCACUGUUUGUCUUCUCCAUCUCACCUGUCACCCCUGAGAGCCUUUCUAGGUCAGGGUUAGAGCAGAGAACAAGCUUUUCCAGCCUGCACUUCUGCUUAUUGCAGCCUCAAAGAGCCAUGCCUCUGGGCUUCUUAAAAGCCGAUUUGAGCGAAGUGAAAAUACUUGUGACUGCUGAUUCCAGCCUGCACUACGACUGCUGUGAGCCCCACGCUGUAACAGGGGUCUGUUAACACCUUGGGAUACUUAAUAAUAACAGCCUUGAAGGGGAGCUGCAAAGAGGAUGGAGCCAGACUGGUCUCAGUGGGGGCAGAUGACAGAACAAGGAGCAAUGGGCUCCAGUUGCAGCAAAGGAAGUUGAGAGAGUUUUCCUACUAUCCAAUCCCCCA
This is a messenger RNA of Alligator sinensis (Chinese alligator), 7280 nucleotides long. Its product is annotated as kelch-like protein 20. Bases 2267 to 3271 code for a protein of 334 amino acids. The record is from RefSeq and is a predicted model, not a curated record. Lineage: Eukaryota; Metazoa; Chordata; Crocodylia; Alligatoridae. Gene Ontology annotation, molecular function: protein binding. The transcript is spliced from 11 exons.